Molecule: messenger RNA, 2493 nt
Organism: Paramecium tetraurelia
Lineage: Eukaryota; Ciliophora; Oligohymenophorea; Peniculida; Parameciidae
Exons: 2
Biological process (GO): phosphorelay signal transduction system
Molecular function (GO): phosphorelay sensor kinase activity
Source: RefSeq, a predicted model, not a curated record
AUGCAUAUUUCCAAAGAGAAACGAAUGAGGGUGUUGCUGGCAAUUUUGUCUGUAGUUGAUUUUGGAUAUUCAUUUGAUACUAUUACAUACAUUACUUUGAUACUUUCUUGCAUACUUGUUUUGUUUAGCAUUGUCAGCAUGUUAUUUGCGAAAAACAAAUUGUUAUCACAAAUUUUAAUUACUAUGUAUUACGGAAAAGAAUUAAUAUUAUAUGGUCCAUCUCCUACUUGGCCAGUUUUAUAUCUUUAUAAACUGAUUGGGUCUAAAAACUACAUUUUUUUACUAUUGUUUUCCAAUCAAAUAGUAUUCAAUUAACUCGAUUAAUUAUGGAAUUAUAGUAUAAAAAGAAAUGAUCAUCACAGCAUAUAGUUAAUCCUGAUACUGUUAUUAGAGUGUUAUACCUUAUAUAUCAAAUAGAAAUCUUAUUAUUUAUGUAAAAACUUGUUGGUGAAGUAGUUCAAGUAGGAAUGUUUGUUUUAAAUAUUUGAUUUUAAUCAAAGAAUUAUCUCUGAAAAUAUUCAUUAACUACCAAUAGCAAAUAGACUUUAAACAGAAAAUACACUAAUAGGAAGUCCAAGAGGGGAUAAAAUAAAUUUAAUUCAAGAUGAUAAGGACAUUCACUAUAAAUUAUUUUUGAAUAAUGAACAGGUUGUAUCAUUAGACUAGUAACCAGUUUAAUAAUAAUUAAUUUUUAGAUCAACUAAAGAAUUACUAUAAUUUUUAUCUAAAAAUAACCAUUAUUUUAUAAUAGCUAUUUUUAAUGAUCCACUUUUAAACGUCAAAUUUUAAUAUCAAGUAAAGUAUUUUUCGAUAAAUAAUUAAUAAAUUCUUGCCUUUCAAAAAAUAGAAAAUGGCAUAUUUGUGAGAUAAAAUCAUAAAAUAUUAAAAUAUAAAUAGAAUCUAAUAAAUAUUUUUAAUCAUAAACUGAAAACUCCUCUUAAUAGUGCAAUUGGACAUCUUAUUACAGCUGAAGAGGAUGAUUCGGUCAUUGAGGAAAUUAAAAAGAUGUACUUGUAACCGGCCUUAUUGAAUUGCAGAUUACAACUAUAUUUAGUUUAAGAUAUUUUGGAUUAUUUAUCAAUUGAAAUCGAAUAAUUACCUUUGAUGAAUAAUAAAACAAAUUUAAGAACAUUGUUAUUAGAAGUUUACAAUCUAAUUGAAUAUUAAUGUAAAUUGAAAAAUAUUGAUAUCCUAUUUAAAAUUAACAAUGAAAACUUUAAAAAAAUAGACACAAAAUCCUUAUUUAUUUAUACAGAUUCAAACAAAUUAAUCAGGGUGUUGUUAAAUAUAUUAAAUAAUUCUUAUCGAUAUGCAGAAGUAGGAGGUUGUAUCAUCUUAGAAAUUAGAUUAGAUUAAAUGAAUAAGACAACUUAUUUUUCAAUAACAGACAAUGGCUAAGGAAUGGAUGAAGAAUAAAUAAAAAAAUUAAAUUUUUAAUUGUAAUCUUUCGAAAGCAUUUCUUUUAACAAAUUAAACAAAUAAUAAGAUAGUAAUCGUAGUAUAAAACUGGGGUUAAGUCUCUUUCUGGCUAAUAAGCUAAUUAAAUUAUUAAGUGGAGAUAACAGUUGUUUAUAAUUAAGAAUAGCAAAUAAUCAAUUAUUGUUCACAUUUUCAAUUAAUGAUAUUCAAGAAAUCUAAUCAGCAAGCUCACUUGGAAAAUCUAAAUAAAAUAGUUUUAUAAAAUAAAAAUCAUUAAGAGGCCUAAAUAAUAAAUUUAACAGCUAAUCCAGUCCUAGAAUUUCAAAAUUUAAAUAAAAUUCAUAAAGAUAAAUAGACUUUAAGAAUUAUAAUUCUUUAAGAUUGAUUUAUUAGUGUGAUAUUCAGAAUGAACCCUCACCUUAAGUUCCACAUAAGAUUACAACACAUCAAAACAAUCAAAAGUUUCAUCAUCAAAGAUAACGAAUUAAAACAACAAGAAAAUCUUUAGAAUCUUAGUUUAGAUCUAGAGCAACUAGUUUUAGAACACAUAAAAUUGAAUAAAUUAUUCGAUCAGAAUAAAUUUAGUAAUAAUAAUAAUAAGUUAUUUAACAUGAUGAAUAUAUUUUAAUAGUUGAUGAUGAACCUUUCAAUCAUGAAACUUUGUGUAUGAUGUUGAAAAAUAUGGGGUUUACCAAUUUUUUAAAAGCUUUUAAUGGUCAAUAAUGUUUGGAUGUUGUAUAAUAGAACCAUCAUAAAAUAUAUAUGAUUAUGAUGGAUAUUGAUAUGCCAAUAAUGAAUGGAAUAGAUACGACAAAAUAAUUAGAAAGAUUGAUCAGUAAUAGUACAAUAUGUUACAUUCCUAUUAUUGGAUGUACUGCACAUGAAGACUAUGAAUCUCAUUUAUAAUGUUUUGAUGCUGGGAUGAUACAUGUAGUUGUUAAACCUGUGUUUAUUAAAUCGAUCUAAGAAGCACUCAACAAAAUAUCUGAAUUGAAAUCAGAUGAAACAAUUAAAGAAGACACAUCUUCUUACGUGAUAAAUAAAAUACAAUCUUAAUCUUCGAACUUUCAAUGA